Messenger RNA from Macroventuria anomochaeta, 1022 nucleotides. RefSeq lists its product as uncharacterized. Gene Ontology annotation, molecular function: protein binding. The record is from RefSeq and is a predicted model, not a curated record. NCBI's taxonomy places the organism in Eukaryota, Fungi, Ascomycota, Dothideomycetes, Pleosporales, Didymellaceae. The transcript has a single exon. Bases 345 to 776 code for a protein of 143 amino acids.
GCCGUGUACGCGCGAUGGCCGCGGGUUAAGGCCAGAGCCUGUCAGGAGCUCAGCGGAAGCGCCAGCCCAGCCGUGACAAACCAGCCUCGACAGCCCAGCCUGAUGCAUAAGAGCUGCUGUUCUCUGAUCCUGCGCGAGGCUCUCGACACUGCACAGCCUGCUCGCUGGCAUGUACAAUGGCCUUCCCCAGCGUCACCACCACGUUCGCAGGCAGUAGCAACCAGGGGCUGCAGGUUGGGUACAGCUCUGGCUCUAUCCACAUUGCCGCAGCUGGCAAGUGCCUGUCUCCGCUCCAACCAAUGCUGCGCUGAUCACGCUGUGUCCAUCCUAACACUCUGACGAGCAUGAAAGACUUGACGAGUGUGCUGAACAGGCAGUGCAAGUACGAGGAGACGGAAGCGAUGCACAGGCAGACGCUGGCGACAAGAGAGAAGGUGUUGGGGCAUGAGCAUCCUUCCACGCUGACGAGCGUAUACUGCCUUGCUCACUUGCUCGUGAAGCAAUGUCGCUACAAUGAAUCUAUUGCUCUGUACGAUAGAGCAAGCGCCGCGUAUGGUAUUCUUCUUGGAGAGGAUCAUCCGACUACCCGCGCAUGUUGCCAACACCGUUCCGAAGCGGUUGCGUUACAAGAGCAGUCUUGGUUUGUACUUUCUCCAGCAGCGCCAGACAACGGCGUAAGCACGCACACUGGCAAGAUCUUGAGGUUAUCACGCGGGCUGGCAAAGCUUGGGACCAGGAGCUCAAGGCACGAUAGGAGACGACGGAAUAACAUGUGAAUGAACGUACCACAUAAUACAACAUAAAGUAGACAUGAUUUUGUAAGUGACUUACCCACGGCCGGACAUCUGGUGUAACGAGUGUGGCAGGUUUCAGAUUGUGCAGACGUGUGGGUGUAAUGUACCGUGGUAUGAUUGUGAACUCGAAUGCUAUUGUUACGAGUGCGAUGAGUAUUUCCCCAUGGGCGGCUGGCAGGAGGUGUAUUGUGAGCGUUGCGCGCCGCUAGAGGCACGCUACUUCACUUC